GCGGGCCCCGCGCGGCACGCAGCCACGCGCCCGGCUUCCUCCCCGCCGGCCAGCUGGAGUUGAGGCGGCUCCGAGCGCAGCGCUCUCACCCGGGGAGGUCGAGCGAGAGGGAUUCGCGCCCUGCCGGCAGGGACCUGCCCCCUCGGUUCGUGGGACGCCCGGAAGAAAGCGAGCGGCGCCGAAGGGAGAUCGCGAGCGACUGCUGUGGAGGAAGAGGAGUGCAAAGGGUGUUUGCCCUGCGGCUGCUGAGAGGAAACAACUGCGAGCGACAGAUUGAACAGGCUGCAGAUCCCGCGAGAGAGAGAGGGGCGUGUGGAUCGUCUCCUAUUUCUGCUCCGUGAUAUUUGAUCUUCCCCUCGUUCCUGCAGGGGUGGCUGGGCUGGUAAUGGGUUCUGCGUGCGCCUGCCUCUCCCUCGCUUCCUCCGAGCCGCGCUAAGGAGCUUCCGAGGAGGACCAGGCAGCCGUGGACAACUUUCUGAGCCGACCUGUUGGUUUCCUAUGCUGGGAGGAGCAUGACGGUGGGGAGAUCGUGGCCUGGAAUGGGGGCAGUUGCUAAAUGACCGCAAAAAGUUUCUUGACCACAGGAAGGAAAAGGCUUCCCUGGAUCAUUAGCUUGAAGACAGGGAUUCAGGAACGGAUUUACAGAAAUUCUCACGGUGCCUCAGGUUACACCUUACUUCUUUGUGCCUUCAGAAAGGCCCGGGCGGAGCUGGAGACCAGACGUGCUGACCCGCACCGGUGCGCGGCCCGCGCGCCAUGCCGUUGGUGCUGCUCUGGGGAGAGGCAGGUUUGCAAACCAGUCCUUCUGCUUCCUGCUAAAUAGCAGCGUGCCUGUGUCACUGAAUUACUCGAGCUUGGCGGGCUGGCGAGGCUGCCGGCGUGGUUAUCCCUGCAGAGCUUUAAUGCCGUUUGCUUGACCUUUUCUUGAAAGCGGAGCGAGCAGGAGAGCUCGCGACAGAGGGCCGUCCGAGCUGCUGCGUGCGAAAAGGCUGCGAGAUGUUGGCUCUUGGCAGAUGAAAGCAGUGGGAUUGCUGCUCCCCGUUGUCCCUCUCUGGGCCUUUCUGGGCUAGGGCCGGAGAGCAGGAGCCUCUGCCGCAGAUACCACGCUGUGCUGCACUUUGUUAGCUGGUUUGCACGGGUAAGGGUCUCUGGAGCGGAUCUUCGCUUUCCCACUGUUUGCAACUUUGGGUCAUGGAAGACUGAAAAGGGAGACGGUGCCUGAGAUGGUCGUGAAGCCGAGAUUUGUGUCUCCGGAGGGCACGGCAAAGCCCCGAGAAGGGAUACGGGGGUGAGACAAACUCGCCCCCGCCAUCCAGCUGCCUGGGCGGGUGGCCGGCCGCCAGCCCCUCCGAGGGCGUGUGGGUGAUGUUCUCUGGGGGCCGGGGUCCUCGUGCCGCCCUGCUUUGUACGCCCGGGCUUUACUCCCCGCGCCGGGGGGGACUUUUAUCUCGGGCAGAGCUCUGAGCCCGUUUCCCUGCCCAACGCAGCCAUGGCCGAGCACCUGGAGCUGCUGGCAGAAAUGCCGGCGGUUGGCAGGAUGAGCACGCAGGAGCGCCUGAAACAUGCCCAGAAGCGCCGGACGCAGCAGCUGAAGAAAUGGGCACAAUUUGAGAAGGAGGCACAGGGCAAGAAAGCCAGGGCGGAAAAGAGGAGGAAGAGCAGCAGCAGCAGCAAGGAGAAGCGAGUGAUGUUCCCGACCAGCGUGCAGCUGCUGGAGGCGGCUGCUCGGAACGACGUCGAGGAAGUUUGCCACUUCCUCCAGAACGGCAUCAGCCCCAACCUGUACAACGAGGACGGCCUCACCGCGCUGCACCAGUGCUGCAUCGACGACUACGGGGACAUCGUGAAGCUGCUGCUGGAGGCUGGCGCCAACGUCAACGCCUGCGACAGCGAGCUCUGGACGCCGCUGCACGCCGCCGCCACCUGCGGCCACCUGCACCUCGUGGAGCUGCUCGUCAAACAUGGUGCCAACCUCCUCGCAGUCAACUCGGACGGGAACAUGCCCUACGACCUGUGCGAGGACGAGGUGACGCUGGACUGCAUCGAGACGGCCAUGGCAGAGCAGGGCAUCACGCAGGAGAAGAUCGAGGAGGCCCGGGCUGCCACGGAGCGCAGCAUGGUGGAGGACAUCCGGCAGCUGGUGCGGGCGGGCGCCGACCUCAACGCGCCGCUGGACCACAGUGCCACGCUGCUGCACAUCGCGUCGGCCAACGGCUACCUGGAGGCUGCCGAGUUGCUGCUGGAGCACAAGGCCAGCAUGAGCACCAAGGACGAGGACGGCUGGGAGCCCCUCCACGCCGCGGCGUGCUGGGGGCAGAUCCCGCUGGUGGAGCUGCUGGUGGCUCACGGCGCUGACCUCAACGGCAAGUCUGUGCUGGACGAGACGCCGCUGGACGUGUGCGGGGACGAAGAGGUCAGGGCCAAGCUCCUGGAGCUGAAGCACAAGCACGACGCCAUCAUGAAGUCUCAUGAAAAGCACAAGUCGCUGCUGCAGCGCCGCACCUCCAGCGCCGGCAGCCGCGGGAAGGUGGUGCGGCGGGUGAGCGUGACGGAGCGCACCAACCUCUACCGCAAGGAGCACGAGAAGGAGGCCAUCGUGUGGCAGCGGGCCGAGCAGCGGGAGAGCGAGGACGAGGACCGGCAGACGGACGCCGAGCUCUGCCUGCGCCUCGCCGGCCCCGAGGGAGAGGCGACGGCUCCGGGAGAGCCGCCUGCGCAGCGCAACGGCUCGGCCGUCCCCGCCGCCCCCAAGCACCUCUACUCCAAGAAGCCGGAGCGCGGCGUGUCCUGCCAGCCGGGAGAGCCGCCGGGCGACCUGAGCCGCGACAAGGCCCACCACACGCUCGCCGACCUCAAGCGGCAGCGGGCGGCCGCCAAGCUGCAGCGCCCGCGCCCCGAGGAGCACCCCUUGGGGGGCGGCCCGGCCCCCGCGGAGCCCGAGCCGGGCGCCGAGCCCGCCGGCAGCGGCGGCGGCGGCGGCUGCAGCCCCGGCGCCGACCCGCCGCUCCUCAAGCUGACGGCCCCCGCCGAGGACGUGCCGGCCGAGAAGCAGCGCUGCUGCGAGGUGAUGUGAAGAGGCGGCUGCCCGGCGCCGCUUCGUCCCGGCGCCUCGGUGCCGGCUCCGUCGCGGCACCGCAGCCGCUCGCCACGAACGGUCGCGGUCGGACAGGCAGCCCGGCCGGGCUCGCCGCGCCGAGGCGGGAGCCCGCUGCCCUCCGCGCGUGCCGCUGCUCCCCGGCGGGCGAGACGUCGGCCCCGAGGCCCCAGCGGCCGCGGCCUCGGCGCCCGGGACCCCCGGCGCGCGGGACCCCCGGCCGCUCGCCGUCGCCCGGCCCGAGGGGGUCGCGGCUGGCAGCGGCUCGCGGCUCUUUUUAACUCCGCUCUGCCCCGAAAUCCGGCUGUUCCUCGGAAAUCAAA
Molecule: messenger RNA, 3417 nt
Organism: Rhea pennata
Lineage: Eukaryota; Metazoa; Chordata; Aves; Rheiformes; Rheidae
Gene: PPP1R16A
Product: protein phosphatase 1 regulatory subunit 16A
Exons: 10
Coding region: 1490-3073 (527 amino acids)
Cellular component (GO): cytoplasm
Molecular function (GO): enzyme inhibitor activity; protein binding; myosin phosphatase regulator activity
Source: RefSeq, a predicted model, not a curated record